Chrysochloris asiatica (Cape golden mole) is the source of this 1597-nucleotide messenger RNA. It is a transcript of the gene MMP28, whose product is annotated as matrix metallopeptidase 28. The transcript has 8 exons. Gene Ontology annotation, biological process: proteolysis; collagen catabolic process; extracellular matrix organization. Gene Ontology annotation, molecular function: zinc ion binding; metalloendopeptidase activity. NCBI's taxonomy places the organism in Eukaryota, Metazoa, Chordata, Mammalia, Afrosoricida, Chrysochloridae. The coding region runs from base 4 to 1566 and encodes 520 amino acids. Gene Ontology annotation, cellular component: extracellular matrix. The record is from RefSeq and is a predicted model, not a curated record.
GUGAUGUCCGCACGCGUGGGCCUCGUGCUGCGCGCCCUGCAACUGCUGCUGUGGGGCGGCCUGAGCGCGGAGCCCGCGGAGCCUGGAGGAGAGGAACUGCGCAGACAGGCGGAGGCCUUCCUGGAGAAGUAUGGCUACCUCAGUGAACAGGGCCCCAAAGCUUCCAGUUCUACACAGCUCAGCAAUGCUAUCAGAGAGUUCCAGUGGGUAUCCCGGUUGCCUGUCAGUGGCAUGCUGGACCAUGCCACCCUACGCCAGAUGACAAGGCCCCGCUGUGGGGUGACUGAUGCUGAGAGUCAUGCAGCUUGGGCCCAGAGGGUCAGUGCUCUGUUUGCUGGACGCCGGACCAAAAUGAGGCGGUGGAAACGCUUUGCAAAGCAAGGUGACAAGUGGUACAAGCAGCACCUCUCCUACCGCCUGGUAAACUGGCCUGAGCACCUACCUGAGCCUGCAGUUCGGGGGGCUGUGCGUGCCGCCUUCCAGCUGUGGAGCAACGUCUCGGCGCUGGAGUUCUGGGAGGCCCCAGCCACAGGUCCUGCUGACAUCCGCCUCACCUUCUUCCAAGGAGACCACAACGAUGGGCUGAGCAAUGCCUUCGAUGGCCCAGGGGGCGCCCUGGCGCAUGCCUUCCUGCCUCGCCGAGGCGAAGCGCACUUCGACCUAGAUGAGCACUGGUCUCUGAGUCGCCGUCGCGGGCGCAAUCUGUUUGUGGUACUGGCUCACGAGAUCGGCCACACACUCGGCCUGUCCCAUUCACCUGCGCCGCGCGCGCUCAUGGCACCCUACUACAAGAGACUGGGUCGCGACGCACUGCUCAGCUGGGACGACGUGCUGGCGGUGCAGAGCCUGUAUGGAAAGCCCCUCGGGGGCUCUGUGACUGUCCAGCUCCCGGGAAAGCUGUUCACUGACUUUGAGGCCUGGGACCUUGGCAGUUCCCAGGGCAGGAGUCCUGAAACCCGGGGUCCUAAAUACUGCCACUCUUCCUUCGAUGCCAUCACUAUAGACGGGCAGCAGCGACUGUAUAUUUUUAAAGGGAACCACUUCUGGGAGGUGGCAGCUGAUGGCAACAUCUCAGAGCCCCGCCCACUGCAGGAAAAGUGGGCUGGGCUGCCCCCGCACAUUGAGGCAGCAGCAGUGUCAUUGGAGAAUGGAGACUUCUACUUCUUCAAAGGGAGUCGAUGCUGGAGAUUCCGGGGUUCCCAGCCAGUGUGGAGCUCCCCACAACUGUGCAGGGCAGGGGGCCUGCCCCGUCACCCAGACACCGCCCUCUUCUUUCCUCUGAUGCGCCGCCUCGUCCUCUUCAAGGGUGCCCGCUACUACGUGCUGAACCGAGGUGGGCUGCAAGUGGAGCCCUACUAUCCCCGUGACCUGCAGGACUGGGGCGGUGUCCCUGAGGAAGUCAGCGGCGCCCUGCCGCGGCCGGAUGGCUCCAUCAUCUUCUUUCGAGAUGACCGCUACUGGCGCCUGGACCAGGACAAACUGCGGACGACCGCCUCAGGCCGCUGGGCCCCUGAGUUGCCCUGGAUGGGAUGCUGGCACGCCAAUUCGGGGGGCGCCCUGUUCUGAAGGCCUCACCACUUACCUCAUCACCAACUGG